ACCGUCCCACCUCAGCGACAAAUGGGACCGACAAACGCCGAGAAACACUCGACGACAGAACAGUUCUUGUUUGUCGUCUGACUCGUACCGCCACGAACACGAAGCGGCAGUCCCACCUACGAACACUGUCCGACGAACUAUCCGCCUUGCCCUCGCAUUCGCGUCCGCUCCCUCUCGCGUUUCGACAUCGAGCCGAUCGAGCAUCGAGCCGAUCGAGCGCCUUCAUUUGGUAUGGCAUUUUGUCCGGAAAAACGAGCCGUUGUGGCCGCUCUCCUUUUAUUUGAGGCCCUAUCCUCCAGUGAGGAUGAAGAGCUGCCAACGAAACGAAGGAUGUGGGUUAAGCCCUACCUGCGCCGACACCGGGAGCAGGGCUGCUACGCUAACUUGAUGCGUGAGUUAGCGCUAGAAGACGCCGAGGCGUUCCGCUCUUGGAUACGCAUGGACACCGGGACAUUUGAAGAACUGUUGAGGAAGGUGAGACCGCUCAUCGAGAAACAAGAUACGUCAUUCCGCGAAGCCAUCCCUGCAGGCGAAAGGCUGGCGAUCACGCUGCGAUACCUCGCCACUGGGGAAACCUUCGCCUCCAUGGGUUUCCAGUUUAGAAGGGGGCAUAAUACCAUUUCCAAGAUAGUCCGGGACGUUUGCGUCGCCAUCUAUGAAGUCUUGGCCCCCGACUACAUAAAGGUGCCAUCAACACCAGGCGAGUGGGAGCAAGUUGCCCGAGGCUUCGAAGAAAUCUGGCAGUUCCCUCACUGCCUGGGUGCCUUAGAUGGGAAGCAUGUCACGAUCUCGGAUCUACGGGCACGUAUUGGCCGGGGCAUUGCUGAGUUUCCGAAAGCAGCCCAGCUGCCAAACUCAACGAAGACGGCACCUUUCGUCAUCGUGGGGGACGAAGGGUUCGGCAUGAAGCCAUACCUGAUGCGGCCGUUUCCAGCGUCAGAGCUGGAAGAUGCCGAAAGGAUCUUCAACUAUCGGCUUUCCCGGGGACGCCGAAUUGUUGAAAACGGCUUCGGCAUCCUCCGGAACAGAUUCCAAGUCUAUGGGGCUCCUCUUCGUCACAAGCCGGACAGAGCGGUGAAGGUUGUGAAGGCGACUAUUGCCUUACACAACUACCUUCGGACGAAGAACGGCACGCGGGCAAGGUACACACCACCCGACAGCCUUGAUGUUGAAGACGUGCUCACAGUCACUGUACGUCAAGGCAGCUGGAGAAAGGGUGUGAACGACAAAGCAGUCUUCCCCCUGGAGCGCAUUGGUGGCAGACAACCAGACGACGCCAAGGCUGUUCGUGAGGUCUUCAGAGACUACUUCAUGAAUGAAGGCCAGGUUUCUUGGCAGUGGAAGGUGCUGGAGUAACGGCACCACGACCAAACUGGCUGCGAUUGAGUUUUCCACCAUGAUUCUGUGGGCGGCCAGCAUGGCCAUCUGCCUGUCCGCACCCCUUGGUAUGCUGCGGGCGCAGCACUCCAUCAUAACGCCGAAGCUUCUGCACUCGUCCGGCUGCGGCGGCUCCUUGGCAGCGUUCAAGCUGUCGACAGCUGCCUGCAGCAGCACCGCCCUGUUCGGUGCCGCCUCCUCCGUGCGGCGGCAGUUCUUCUUGGAGGGUGGAGGCGCUGACUGCACAGCUUCUUCACUCGGCUCAUAAAUCAGCUCGAGGCUAUCAUCCUGCACAUCAUUUUUUAUCCCACUUCUCGUAUUAUUUGGUGUUUUCUCUUUUAUUCUCGUAUUCACAAGCUCUAAAGUACACAUGCAUAUUUGAAACCAGAAGCCUGACAAAGAAAGCUUUUCAUGAGAACAAUUGAGUGUGUGUAACGAAUGUAUCGCAAAUUAUCAAUUACGAAAGCUAAGGUAUACAGAGGUAAUUCAUUUGGCGAGAAAGGAUCCCCUGAAAUUUGUAUGGAGCACAGAUGCAAUCAUUCCAUAUUCCAGUUUGUUGGCUGGAACAGUGAUACUAAUCUCUAUAAACUGCCUUUUUUUUAAAGAACUUUUUUGUCAUUGUUUGAGUGUGAGCCGUGACCUGUAGAUUUGGCACAUCUGCUGAAGCCAACAUUUGUGUUGCCCAUGCAACUAUGUGCUAAGGAAUUAUUAAGGGUAAAGGUGCUCAUCCUGAGAGUCAAUUAUUGGGCGAUGCCUUGAAUGAAGUGGCACAGAUAUGUGUUCUGAAUUGUGUUGCUCCUUCCCGAUUAAAAGAAGGUCCCUCCAAAAUGGGCACUUACCACUUCCUCCUGGGAGGUCUCGAGUGUCGACUCGCUUUGGGCUUCAGGAGCCCCAGCCGACAAGAACCUCAUUUUCUUGUAGUGCGCCCACUUUGGAACAAAGAUGUCAUCGGCCCCAGCACCAGAGCGGCUCGAAUCCUUGACCUUGCGGUUUUCCCUCUGGUACUGGGACCGCAUAUUUGCCCAUUUGUUCUUCACUUUUUCCACUGCAAUGCAAUAAAACAAAAUAUUCACACUCCAUAUAUCUUGCCACCUCGUUUUAUGCUGUUGAGUGUUUCAAGCCAUGUUUAAACUACUUGUUAGAACUAUCAAAGUAUCAAAAUGUAUACAAAUGCUCCAAUUGUGUCACCAUAUUUCAUUCGCUGACAUUGUAAAUUGUCGACCAAACUGGACGAAUAAAUGUGGUUUGGUGUAAA
Ixodes scapularis (black-legged tick) is the source of this 2632-nucleotide messenger RNA. RefSeq lists its product as uncharacterized. Lineage: Eukaryota; Metazoa; Arthropoda; Arachnida; Ixodida; Ixodidae. The coding region runs from base 232 to 1356 and encodes 374 amino acids. The transcript is spliced from 7 exons. The record is from RefSeq and is a predicted model, not a curated record.